Hibiscus syriacus is the source of this 1302-nucleotide messenger RNA. RefSeq lists its product as uncharacterized. Bases 1 to 1302 code for a protein of 433 amino acids. The record is from RefSeq and is a predicted model, not a curated record. The transcript is spliced from 10 exons. Lineage: Eukaryota; Viridiplantae; Streptophyta; Magnoliopsida; Malvales; Malvaceae.
AUGGCCAAUUGCUUGUUCAGACCUCCUCCAUCUCCAUCUCCAUUUCAUCAUAAUCACGCAAUAUGCUUCUCCCAAUCCAUUCUCAAGCUCCCUUUUUCGCCUGCAAUUCGUCCCCGUUUGACUCCAACAAUCUUAUGUAAUCACGAUCAAUCCAAUCGCAGCAACCAGACACAUAAUCAGUCAUCUCCAGAUACAAUUCUCCUCUAUCCUGAUAUCGACAGUUUACUUACCGAGAUCGUUAGGCAAUCGCCAUGUACUUGGGGUGCUUCAAGUGAUUGGAACCAAGUCGAGGGAGCAUGGGUUCUCAAACCCAAAGGCAUGAAACCAAAGUCAGUUGUUCAUUUUGUUGGUGGUCUAUUAGUUGGGGCAGCUCCUCAGCUUACUUAUCGUUUGUUUCUUGAGCGCCUUUCGGAGAAGGGUGUUCUGGUGAUUGCAACACCAUAUGCUAGCGGGUUUGAUUACUUCUUCAUCGCCGAUGAAGUACAGGCCAAAUUCGACCGCUGCUUAAGGUUUCUACAAGAAACAGCGCAUGAUCUUCCUACUUUUGGAAUUGGCCAUUCUCUGGGUUCUGUCAUCCACCUUUUGAUCGGUUCCAGAUAUGCCGUGCAAAGGACUGGGAAUGUAUUAAUGGCAUUCAACAACCAGAAAGCAAGCUUAACUAUCCCAUGGCUCUCACCUGUUCUUGUGCCAAUGGCCCAAAUCAUUGGACCGUUUCUAUCACAAAUUGCAUCGUCACCGACAAUCCGCAUGGGGGCUGAGAUGACAGUAAAGAAAAUAGAAAGCUUUAGUCCCAUUAUAAAGCAGGUUCUCCCUCUAGUUGAGCAACUUCCUCCCUUCUACAUGGACUUAGCCAAUGGAAGAGACGAUUUUACUCCAAAACCUGAAGAAGCUCAUCGACUUAUAAAGUCAUACUACGGCGUUUCAAGAAAUCUGUUAAUAAAGUUCAAAGACGACUCCAUCGAUGAAACUCCAAACAUGGCUAAGGUGCUAAGUUCGGAAUCGGCCAUCAGCUCGAAGCUAGACAUGUCAAUUCGAGUGUUACCAGGAGAUCAUGGGCUUCCUCUACAAAUGUUGCAGGUUCUUCCAGCUGUUCCACCCUUGAUUGCAGAUGCAGUUACUCGUGGAAGCGAGCUUUUGGCGAAUCUGAGUGCCGGAACACGGUGGGAGAGUGUGGUCGAAGAGGUUGACAACACGUUAGGCAUUGAGUCGAGCAUUAUACGAGCGGAAACUUUGAAGCACAUGGACAUUCUGGUGGAAGUGAUCACUUCCUGGAUGGCUUCAGAUUCAGGUGCAAAACUUUGA